Penaeus vannamei (Pacific white shrimp) is the source of this 3256-nucleotide messenger RNA. The record is from RefSeq and is a predicted model, not a curated record. NCBI's taxonomy places the organism in Eukaryota, Metazoa, Arthropoda, Malacostraca, Decapoda, Penaeidae.
GGUGCUAAGACGUGUUCGUUCAUCAAAACCAUAUAAACAACGUAUUACUGUUUGGUUUAAAUCAGUUCAGUGCUUCCACCUUAUGAGUUUCUCCGUCGGUCUCCAAUGGGGUCUGGUGGCCCUGGGCUGCGUCAUAUUGGUCUUCCUUCAUAUUUGGCGUUGCAGACGUUCUUGUCGUGCACAACCUCGUCCAAGAAAUGCCGGUGUACCCUUGCCUGAAGACGCCGGCGGCUCUGCGAAGGAGGGGAAACCUGAUCCCCCAACGCCUCUCGCUGACCCCGAGGACGCCCUGUACCUCGAGCCCAGAAAGGUCGUGAAAAUGGAAGAGUCGACAGAAUACGCCAACCUGAACCCAGACAUCUCGAGCUCCCAAGCUGAAGGAAUUCUGAACAGGCUGAUUGACUCCGUAGCGGCACAGACGCUGUUCUUGAGUGUUCCCGUGCAGCGAGAGGAAAUGUACAACUGUAACAAGUAUCCUGAAAACUUGCUGAAAAAUUGGUCUAAAACCCUUCUACCUUAUGACAAGACAAGAGUUGUGUUGGCUCCACUCUUCGAGAUGUCUUCCUCUGAUUACAUCAACGCGAGCCACGUUAAGGGCUUCGGUGGAAGCCUGAGAUACGUGGCCGCCCAGGGCCCCCUCGAGCACACCGUCACGGAUUUCUGGCGGAUGGCGUGGGAGCUGCGUGUGUCUGCAAUCAUCAUGCUUGCCAAGUUCCAUGAAACGUCGGAGAUGUACCCUCAGUGCCAACUUGCCACAUACUUAAGGGUCGGUCCGCCACUGAAAGGUAAUGGAUACACUAUCACGGCCCUCAGAUCACGCCUGGAAAAGAAUUUCUCUGUGACAACUGUUAAGAUUGAGCAUGACGGAUCCACGCGCACCCUGGAGCAUUACCAUCACAUCGGCUGGGACAAAGACACGCUAGAUGUUCCAAGGAACCUGGCUGCCAUGCUUCGGUGUUUCCUUAUCAGGCAUAACGAAGGUGAAGUGGUGAUUCACUGCACCGACGGCCUGAGACGAACCAGCGUAGUGCUGUUGGCAUUACUGAUGAUUGAGUCGAUCCUUAGCGAGGGGUGUUUGAGGAUCAAGGAGGCGCUCUCGAAAGUGCGGAAAUGCCGGCCUGGAAUGGUCUCGAAGCAGGAGGAUUUCAACCUUGCCCUGGAAAUUGUGGAUGAGCUUCUGCAUGGCACUGCUACUGCCUGCGCGGCCGAUGAUUUCAACAGGAAUUUAUCAAAAAUCUCACAGAGUUCGCAGGCGCUGUUCAGGAAGGCCCACGUGCUCGAGUCCAUCUCGGUAUCCGAGGCAGCCCAGCGGUAUCCUGCUUGCCUCGACUUGCACCGAUUUCCGAGCAUCAUCCCGCUUGACACCCGUCGAGUGGUUCUUCAGAGCGAGGAUCAGGUCGCCGACGAGAACCUCCAUGACGCUGACAGAGACAAAGAGGAGCAUGAUAAGAAGAGUCUCCAACAGGAAAACGAGGGGCCGUGUGAGGACAGACGCCGUCCAAGUGAAAGUUACAUCAACGCUGUGUGGGUUGACAGCCACGACCGACGAUUUGGCUUUGUGGUGACCGAGCAUCCGCUGGCGGACAUGCGGGAGCGGUUCUGGCGACUUGUGGUUCAGAACCGCUGUGCAAAUGUUGUCUUUUGCAAUGAUUAUUCCAAGGUUGACCAAGAAUUUCCGAAUCUCCUGCCAGUAAAUGGAGGAGAAAUGAACUUUGGUAAAUACUUGGUACAAGUGUUGGCUGUUCAAGCACCAGCGAAGCAUGUUAUCAGAUACCAAGUAAAUGUCACGCCAAGUCAGUCACGGAACGCACCUCUGAUGGUAACCGUGUACAAAAUUACUGCCUGGCCCUUUGGACAGGAGCUCCCAGAUUCCUCGAAGGUGGUGGGCGAUGUGGCCAACCUGCUCUGUGAUGCUCCCUCCAUACCCGACGGGGGCCCGACCCUGUUUUGCUGUGGAGACGGUGUGACGGCGAGUGGCUUGCUCGCAGGGACCGUGUGUGUAGUGCAGAGGCUGAGGGACAGCCGAGAGGUCGACAUAUACCGUACGGUUGUUAAGCUGAAAAGGUGCCGCCAUGAAUUUAUCACUUCCGUGACCCAGUUUGAAUUCCUGCAUUCUGUAGCUGCUCGUCACAUCGCCGCCACAAUGGUCUACGAGGAGUGCGACUGAGCGACCUGCGACGAGAGGAGCAAGAAGAUUGCUCCAAUUCAGAAGCGUUAAGAAGGCAAAUUUGAUCAAUGAUCAUAAUAGUCGUGACGAUAAAUUUGAGGAUGAUAAUGCUGAUUACUAUCUUAACCCUCGUCCCUAUUACAGUUAUGAUUAGCAAGUUUUUUUUUUUCCUUUUCGUUUGUUUUUGCUGUUUUGUCAGAAACAUUUCAUGUUAGUUUUUGGUUGUUACUGAACGUAAGCAUUUAAUGACUACAUUAUUUAUAUCUUCCAGUAAUACACUUAUUUUCAUGUUGCAUAUAUCAAAACAAUAAUACUUAUGAAAAGUUUCUCCCAAUCAGACGUCAAACGGGUACUGCUGAAGCCCGUGAGCUUGUUAGACCCUGUUCAGACAAGCGACUUUAGUGUCGCGACUGCUAGAAGCGCGACUGCCAGGUCAAUGGACGAGUCGGGCCACUGUAAGAGCAGUGCGUGAACAUUUACUCAGUAGUCGCGUUUCAAGCAGUCGGACCGCUAAAAUCGCUCGUCUGAACAGGGCCUUAGUCCAUAGUGGUCGUACGCUCCCUUUACUAGGAGAAUGUAUGCUUCUUGUAUAUGUAGUAAUAGUCACUUGUUUUUGUAGGUGUAUGGGAUGUUACCUUACAGAACGUCCGUAUAAUUAUGUAGAAUUAAGAUAAUGAUGGUAUUGAAAAGAUUUUGAAAUAAGACGAAAUUCUGAAAUGAUAAUGAUAAGAAUAAUAGGAAUGAUAGCAAUGAUUAUGAAAAUAAUGAUGGUGAUAGUAAUAAUUAUGAUGAUCAUGAAAAUAAUGAUCAUGAAAACAAUGAUGGUGAUAAUAAUUAUGAUACUGGUGAUAAUAAUAAUGAUGAUAAUAAUAAUGAUAGUAACAAUAAUUGAAAUAACAAUGAUGACAAUAAUCAUGAUAACAAUAAUUAUAGUAAUAUUUGAUAUGAUAAAGAAUUGGCGAUGAUUUGAUGUUAUUAAGGAAAUAAAGUAGUACGAAAAUCUAUCUCUCCCCCUCUCUCUCUCUCUCUCUGUAUAUAUAUGUGUGUGUGUGUUUCUGUCUGUCUCUCAGCAGUCUGACCUAAAUUAAA